Messenger RNA from Dovyalis caffra, 1404 nucleotides. The record is from the annotation of a GenBank genome assembly. NCBI's taxonomy places the organism in Eukaryota, Viridiplantae, Streptophyta, Magnoliopsida, Malpighiales, Salicaceae.
AUGUUGACGCAGGCAUGGAUUCUAAGGUCUACCAUUUCCCUUUCAACCGUAUCACGCGUUUACGUUUCCUGCGUUGAAAGUCGAUCUCUUGGAUGGGAUACGUCUCAGCAAAGUGUCGAUUUCUCUCUGUCCGACCCAAGAGCUACCGAGGCAGCUCUAAUAUGCACAAACAGAACAGCCACGGUGCCAGAGAGGCAAACAGUCAUAGCAAACUUCUUGGCAGCGUUGGACGCAGUGACACCGCUGGUUAUGAGACAAAAAUAUGCAGCUGUUAUUAACGGGACAGGUAACACUACAGUUUAUGCUUUUGGUGAGUGCAUGAAAGAUCUUGAUGCAACAGAUUGCAACCUCUGUUUUGCUCAGUGCAAAACUCAGAUUUUGAGGUGCCUCCCUUUUCAGUUAGCUACUCGCGGAGGUAGACUUUUCUAUGAUGGAUGCUAUUUAAGGUACGAUGAUUAUAAUUUCUUUAAUGAGACGUUGAGUACUCAAGAUAAGACCAUUUGUGCAAGUCGGGAUUUCAGUGGUGGUAAUAAGACAGUUUUCAGUGCUAAUGUUUUGGCGUUAGUGAGGAAUUUGAGUGUUCUAGCUCCAAAGAAUGAUGGGUUCUUUGUUGGGUCUGUGGAUAGAGGGAAUGUUUCAGUUUUUGGGUUGGGUCAGUGCUGGGAGUUUGUGAAUGGAAGUGCUUGUGAGACUUGUUUAACGAAUGCUGUAUCUGAGAUUGGAUCGUGUACUCCGAAGGAAGAAGGCAGAGUUUUGAAUGCUGGUUGUUACUUGAGAUACUCCACUCAUAAAUUUUAUAACAAUUCAAGCUCUCCAAGCCGAGGAAAUAAAGGUGAGAUGGGUCUUCUUCAAUUCUGUUUCCGCUUGGCUAUUAUUCUGGCUGUGACAUCUUCAAGUUUGGCACUUGCUUUGAUUGCUGCAACAGCUGCUUUCUUUGUGAGGAGGAGAGUCGCAGAAAAGAAGAGAGUAAGGAAGGAACUAGGGCCAGAAAGCCUUCUUGUUUAUGAAUACGUGCCGAAUCAAAGCCUUCAUGAUUACUUCUUUGGUUGUUAUCUCAUCUCUAAAUGCGCUAAAAAGAAACUUCCACCAUUAUCAUGGGCGAUGAGACUAUACGAAGCUAUUGAUCCAGUCCUAGAAGGAAAUUUUCAAGAAGAGGAAGCAUCACGAUUACUUCAAAUAGGCCUCCUUUGUGUACAAGCUUCACCAGAGCUGCGUCCGUCUAUGUCGAUCAUCAUUCGAAUGAUUAAUAACAAUCAUGAGGUUCCUCAGCCAACACAACCACCAUUUCUCACUCCUGCUGGUAUGGAAAUCAGGCAACCUGGUUCCACUUACAAAUCUCAGCUCGAGUCUUGUACCCAAUCUUCAGGGAAUAGCAUGACACAAAGCUUGAGUGAGCCCAGAUGA